UGGGACACCCAAGCUGGUCUUCAUUGUGAUGGCACUUGAAGCAAUGAGCCCACCCGGGACAAGCCUAAAGAACUAAAUCUGUGGUUUGGUGUGUGGUUACCUUUGAUCCUGCCUGGCAAGUAAGCAGAGGGAAGAGCCAAAAAAAAAAAAAAAAAAAGGAAACAAUAAAUCUGUGGCAUGCUGACUCAGGACCUUUCACACUGUAAGCUUUGAACUGUACACACAGCUUCUGCACCUUAUCUAGGCUUCACGUUCUCACCUAGGAAGUGCCUUCGUGUCAUUUUUCAGCCUGUACUGCAACAAGUCGUUUCAGGAACAUGAUGAAUGCAAAAGCCACCUCUGAAGGUGAGGAAGAAGCUUCAGGAAUGAGGAACGAGACCCUGGGGGAGAGUGGCCACUCAGGAGAGGUUAAGAGGAGACAAGUGAUCCUUGUUGCCUACCUGAUUGCAGCCCUAGACCUGACCUUUCUCUUCAUGCAGAUGGGAAUCAUGCCUUACUUGGCAAAGAGCCUGGGUUUGGAUUCAGUGGGGUUUGGCUACCUCCAGACAAUCUUUGGUGUCCUCCAGCUUGUGGGAGGUUACAUUUUCGGAAGGUUUGCAGACCAAUUUGGUGCCCGAGCAGCCUUAAUUCUCUCCUGUGCAUCUGGAAGUGUCUUAUUCCUGCUUAUGUCCAUCUCCACCAGCAUCCCCCUCCUCUUCCUCUCCAGGCUGCCAGGGGUGUUCAUGCAUGUGAUACCAGGUGCUCAGAAGGUUAUUACAGACAUGACUUCUCCUUCCCAACGUGCUGAUGCCUUGGGGAAGCUGGGUCUUUGCUUUGGAAUAGGCAUCAUCGCUGGCUCUGCGCUGGGAGGUGUCCUCUCCACCAAAUUUGGCAUUUUUGUUCCUAUAUAUCUUGCACUGGUGGGAAGUCUCAUCAAUACCCUGAUAGCAGUGGUUUGGAUCCCUUUGCGCCCUAAACCGAAGUUAAACCAGCAUGUGACAGAGAACAGUACAUCACAGUCCAGCAGCUUGUUUAGCAUCAGAGAAAUUCUACGUCUGAUGAAGUUUCCAGGAGUAAUGGAAGUUUUUAUAGUCAAGGUCUUUGCUGGACUUCCCAUAGGUUUGUUCAUGAUUAUGUUUUCCAUCAUCUCUAUGGAUUUCUUUGGCUUGGAAGCAGUGGAGUCUGGAUACCUGAUGUCAUAUUUUGGUGUCCUUCAAAUGGUUGUCCAGGGUUUGGUUGUUGGAAAACUCGCUAACCACUGCACAGAGAUGACACUGCUCAGACUCAGCGUCUUCGUCUUUGCCGGCGUGGGCCUGGGCAUGGCCCUGAUGAGGACUGUGUGGCACUACUGCAUCAUUGCAGUGCCACUGGUGUUUGCCUUCAGCAUGCUGGCCACCAUCACCGACAGCAUCCUCACCAAGGCUGUCCCCUCCUCUGACACUGGUGCCAUGCUUGGGAUUUGUGCCUCAGUGCAGCCCUUGACACGGACAGUGGGCCCAACCAUUGGUGGAGUUUUAUAUAAACAGUUUGGAGUCUCCUCCUUCGGCUAUUUACAGCUAGUGGUCAAUAUAGGUUUGUUUGUUUACCUCUUAAAGAGUAAAAUCCCACUGAGAGAGGUGAAAGGCCAAUAACUCAUGUGCAAGAAAGUAACUGCCUUACUUUUCCAUAAAGAUGGUUUUGGGGGUUUAUUUUUGAUUCUGUAAACCUAGAAUAAAACAAUUUGAACAAUC
Myiozetetes cayanensis is the source of this 1709-nucleotide messenger RNA. RefSeq names its product solute carrier family 22 member 18 (gene SLC67A1). Gene Ontology annotation, biological process: transmembrane transport. The transcript has 10 exons. The coding region runs from base 318 to 1610 and encodes 430 amino acids. Gene Ontology annotation, molecular function: transmembrane transporter activity. Lineage: Eukaryota; Metazoa; Chordata; Aves; Passeriformes; Tyrannidae. The record is from RefSeq and is a predicted model, not a curated record.